Messenger RNA from Carassius auratus (goldfish), 3621 nucleotides. Its product is annotated as sodium/potassium/calcium exchanger 4-like. The transcript has 19 exons. Gene Ontology annotation, molecular function: calcium, potassium:sodium antiporter activity; calcium channel activity. Bases 676 to 2538 code for a protein of 620 amino acids. Gene Ontology annotation, cellular component: plasma membrane. NCBI's taxonomy places the organism in Eukaryota, Metazoa, Chordata, Actinopteri, Cypriniformes, Cyprinidae. The record is from RefSeq and is a predicted model, not a curated record. Gene Ontology annotation, biological process: calcium ion transmembrane transport; intracellular calcium ion homeostasis.
GAUGGCAAGUGGUUGAAUUGAAAUGCUCUACUUUGGGGAAACAAAACAUAACACCCUCAAAUGUGCAACUUUUCAUGAUUUUAAAUGAAAUAUGAGUACAUUACAUUAUAAAAAAAUGUUGUUUUUUUGUCAUGUUGUUGGUUGACAGUCGUAUACGGAAUACAGUGGAAAGGAUGUUCUUGAAAAUGUUUGUUUCAACGAAAACAGAAAGUCAUAUGAGGAUGAGCUGAAUGUGAUGGUGAGCAGAUGUGACUAGGAGGCCAGCACUAAAGUCUCUCUGUAGGUUCCGGUGACGCGUCGCUUCAGCGGGAUCGCCGUGAAGGCACCGGAUCGCAGAACGUCACGUGUCUCCGGUGGACAUCACAGGAGCGCAAAGUUCCCGACGAUCCAGAUGGGAAGAGCGGGAAUGCUUUCGCAAGCAGAGGGACCGAAGGACAUCACCUGAGACCGAUGUUAUUCGCACGCGCGCGCUUCACGGUAGACGCAUGCGGCGCCGCAGGAUGCGUGCAUGCGGGAAUUUAACGUUUCCAGUGUUGUUGCAAUGCGGCGGGGAGGAAUCUGAUGAGAGCAGGGAUCUGGGACGGUGAAGGCUGGGAUUCUGCGCUGCUGUAUCUGGAUCCAGACCUCUGAUCGUGCUCUCUCUCCGCUUGCGCAUCGCUCUUCGAAGCCGCGACGAUGACCAGCGCGGAUCAGGAGCAGCAUCAGGACCGCACCGUGACGACGGUCUCCAAGAAAUCCAUCAUCGCCAAGAUGUUCAAAGUGCGUAAGAGGAGGGAGAUGCUGCUGGCGCAGGUGUGUUUGGUCUGCAGUGUUCUGCUCGUGGCGUGGGGCAUGUCGAGCAUCCUGACCAGGACAGGUCAUGGUAUGAUUGUGGAGGAGUGGCAUAUGGAGUCACAUGAUCACUGGGGUCGACGGCUGAUGUCCUCUGCGCCUGAAAAUGCGACGGAGGUGAAGAACUGCACAGAGCCAGCCAUUCGUGAAUUUCCAGAUGACAUUUUCACCAAUGAUGAGAGGAAGAGCGGUGCUGUAAUGCUACAUAUUAUAGCGGCUCUCUACAUGUUCCUCGCUCUGGCAAUCGUGUGUGAUGACUACUUUGUGAUGUCUCUUGAGAAAAUCUGUGAGAAGCUGAAUCUGAGCGAGGAUGUGGCUGGCGCCACGUUCAUGGCGGCGGGAAGCUCAGCGCCCGAACUCUUCGCUUCUGUUAUAGGUGUCUUCAUCACUCACGGUGAUGUUGGAGUUGGAACAAUCGUCGGUUCUGCCGUCUUCAAUAUUCUCUGCAUCAUUGGAGUUUGUGGGAUCUUUGCUGGACAGGUGGUCGUACUCACCUGGUGGCCAGUUUUCCGUGAUUCUUUCUUCUACAUAUUGUCUGUAAUUGCUCUAAUUGUGUUCAUCUACGAUGAAAAGAUUGUGUGGUGGGAGAGUCUGGUUCUGGUGGUCAUGUAUGCUGUAUACAUCCUUAUCAUGAAAUUUAAUGCAAGCCUGCAGAAGUUCUUCUCAAGGCGGAGCGACAAGAAUGUUGCUAAUGGAAAUGCAGCGUCCGGCAGUGAACUGGAGGACGGUAAAGAGCUUUUAGACUGUAACUGGGACGAUCCGUCCAUACCGCUGUUGGGUCCAGUCAAGUCCAGUAAGGUUUACAGUCGAGGUUCAGUGGUAAUGGUUGAUGAAAUCAUCAACGCUAGUCCUCCACACUACCGUUUCCCUGAAGCCGGGCUCCGUGUGAUGGUCACAAACCACUUCGGACCCAAGACUCGUCUGCGCAUGGCCAGCCGUCUCAUUAUAACGGAGCGUCAGAGGUUGGUGCAGUCGGCUAACGGUGUGGAGACUGCUGUGGUGGACGGCAAGCCAGACAUCGAGAAUGGAAACGUCCCAGAAGACAAAACCGCUGAAGAGAAAGAGAGUGAGCUCACCUCGCCGUUCACAAUACCAGCCGGCUGUGUGAACAGAACUAAAUGGCUGAUCUCUUGGCCGCUGUUAUUGAUCCUGUUCUUCACCAUCCCAAACUGUGCCAAGUCUCGCUGGGAGAAAUACUUCAUGCUCUCGUUCAUCCUCUCCACCGUCUGGAUCGCCGUCUUUUCCUACUUCAUGGUGUGGAUGGUGACGAUCGUCGGAUACACGCUUGGCAUUCCCGAUGUCAUCAUGGGCAUCACGUUUCUGGCGGCGGGCACAAGCGUCCCGGACUGCAUCGCCAGCCUGAUCGUGGCUCGUCAAGGACUGGGAGACAUGGCCGUGUCCAACACCAUCGGCAGUAACGUCUUUGACAUUCUGGUGGGGCUCGGCGUUCCCUGGGCGCUGCAGACCAUGGCAGUCAACUAUGGAUCAGUUGUGAUGAUAAGCAGUCGGGGACUGGUUUACUCCGUGGUGCUGCUGCUGGGAUCUGUCGCGCUCACCAUUAUUGGGAUUCAUCUGAACGGCUGGAAGCUGGACUUUAAGCUGGGCGUCUAUGUGCUGGUUCUGUACGUCAUCUUCCUCUGCUUCUCCAUCAUGAUCGAAUAUAACGUCUUCACCUUCGUCAAUCUGCCCAUGUGUCAGGAAGACUAAAAUCUUCACAUGGGCCGCUCCGUAUCCCAGAAUGCACCACCCUGAUGUCAGAACCACCAUCACCUCAGACUGGAGCGAUGUUAGUCUUAAUGAGGACUAACGCUUAAUUCAAGCUCCUUUCAUUCGACUCAUUUCACUGUGGAUGGAAAAAUGGAUACGAUCUUCCACUUAAGCUCAUUUUGAUGACCUCUGACCCCGGAUUUUGACUCAGAAAGAGGAACUUGUCCUUGGCAGCUCUUCUCUUCCAGUUUAAUAUUGUAGAACGCAUGGCAAAUAGGAAGUCUAUGGACGCCUGGAUAAGCAUUCAUCCUUUUCUACAUGCUUACACUGAUCUAUUUCUAUUUCAUGAACUCUAUUGCUCACACAACUGUGAAUUCUUUUGCAUAAUACUAAGGGAAGCAAAAUAUUUAGAAAUGCAAGAGAAUUUAACAUUUAUUUUUUUCAGAAUUAUUGUGUCCUAAUUGGGUCAAUUGCCCAUGCAAAUCAGUGCGGUCUCAUUGGUCUAAAAAAAUCUGCAUAUUAAUCAUCAACAGCGUUGCAGCUGGCUGUGAUUAUGUUGCAGCACUGACUCUUUCAUUGCAGACUGACUGAUUACUUGUCAUUGGAAGCAUGUCGUGCCGGAUUAGGACAGAUGCAUGGUUAUUCUGCAUACAAGAUUUUUUUAAUCAGUAUUUUUGGUCUUGUUUUUUUCAGUAGAAAUAUCUAAUCAUCCUUUAAACAAGAUAACUUUACUUGAAAACACAAAUGCAUUGAGUAAUUAAGAGAUUGCAGAGAAAAUAUCUUCAAUUAAGUUCAUUUGAAUUAUUCUUACAUCAUUCACAAAUUGUUUUGAGCAUAAACCCGAGUAUUUGGUUAGAUUUAUGCUUAAAGGUUUUAAAAUGCAUAUUUAGAAAUGCAAGAAGAAUGAAAGUAUUAUGUGCUAUCUAUUUUUAUCCUAAUAACAGUUAAAAAAAAAAAAUCAGUUAUGCCAAUGAAGUUUAAGAUUUUUGAGUUAUUAAGAGUUUUGGAAGUCUGUAUCUUUAAAAAUUAAGUAGAUUUUUUUUUUCAAACUUAAGUAAAUUUUGUUAGAUUUACUUUUUUUUU